Rhinocladiella mackenziei CBS 650.93 is the source of this 1428-nucleotide messenger RNA. RefSeq lists its product as uncharacterized. NCBI's taxonomy places the organism in Eukaryota, Fungi, Ascomycota, Eurotiomycetes, Chaetothyriales, Herpotrichiellaceae. The record is from RefSeq and is a predicted model, not a curated record. Bases 1 to 1428 code for a protein of 475 amino acids. The transcript has 2 exons.
AUGGAUCCUCAAACUUCUUCUGCCGCGGGCCCCGAGCCGGUGUCAGCUGCGUCCUCGCCACGGGCCUCUAUUGCAUCCUCCCUACAGGGGUCAACUAUUUCCUCAUUCGAUGACGAUGGGCCAUCAGCGAAUGUACGCCUACCAAAGACCCCUGAUAAGUGGGAGAAGCAAGCCAAACGCCACAAGUCAGUUGGAGGUUCCAUUUUCGACCUAGAUCAUUUUGCGUCUGCAUCUAAGAUUACCUAUGAGCAAUUUCUACACCUCCGGGUUCUAUGGACCGGAAAAAGAGCAAAAGAUUUUGCCGACGAAGAUACGCGACGAACUUGGCUCAGAGACGAGCAUUACUUCGAGGCGAUCCAUCUUCUUGCCUCUUUUCCGCCGUGGAAACUUUAUCUGGAUUCCUUGGAAUCGCCUCUUGAUCUCCAGAUCGCGUUUCCUAACCUCGGGACAUUUUCCUUAGUCCGAUACCUACAAGUGAAAUUGACGAAAUACCCGGAAAAUGAGAAUUUUACGCCAAAGUUUUCUCCAAUCGCACAUCGGACGAGAUCCAAAUUCAGCGACAUGCUACGAACAGCCGCGAAGUCCCCAAGCCGGGUAGUCGCACGUAAUCUCUUCUCGACACCAGUUCGGAAUAGACUGAACUCCCUCCCUCUCUCCAGUGAUAGUUUGCCAUCGGUCGCCGAACAAUCUGCCAGAACUGACAUUCCGGAUUCGGUACCUCCGAUCAGCAAGGACACAAAGAACCAACCUUCUGCCGACGACGAGCAGAUUGUCAAUGUCGCGUUAGUUCAUUUUCUAAACGCGGUCACAAUGCAUUUUGUCCCCAUGGCAGAUUGGAGCUUUGAGAGAAAAUCAUUCCAACUUGGAAACAAAAAGAACGGAAAAGGAUACGAAGCAAGAGUGGAUGGGUUUCUAGGUCGUCUUUCCGACCAGCAGGUCAUGGCAAUCUUGGAAGUUAAGCCAUGUGCACGAUUUAGGCAACGCAGCAAUAUUCGGAUGCAGGAAUCUGGACAGAUGGCUGCGUGGAUUUGUCAGUUUCCAGAUCACUGCACUAGCCCAGACUCCAAUGGGAAUUUCACACGUCUCCUGGUGUCGCAGGAUAGGGACGAGGUUUACCUAACGUUGGCGACAUUCGGCGAGGAAUAUGUCAAGUAUGUAUCAGGAACCCUGAAUGCCAAAGCAAAAUCAUCGGGAAAGUCAAACCCAGGGCCAUUUCUGCGGAUGAACGAAUUUGGCCCAUUUCUCACGAAUAUGAAGUCUCAUAUGAAAUGCCUAGGAUAUUAUAUCCUAGCAUUUACCCUCCAGGAGUGCGGUCAGACGAAUGAGGCAGGCAUCGUAGGACAGGAGGGGACUGAUGGGAAGGGCAAAGGCGUCAUGGGACAAGAGGAGACGGGUGGAAAGGGCAAAGGUGUCGUGAGGGAAGUAUGA